This is a messenger RNA of Tigriopus californicus, 991 nucleotides long. Its product is annotated as actin-related protein 2/3 complex subunit 3-like. The transcript has a single exon. The record is from RefSeq and is a predicted model, not a curated record. Gene Ontology annotation, molecular function: actin filament binding. Gene Ontology annotation, cellular component: Arp2/3 protein complex; cytoskeleton. NCBI's taxonomy places the organism in Eukaryota, Metazoa, Arthropoda, Copepoda, Harpacticoida, Harpacticidae. Gene Ontology annotation, biological process: Arp2/3 complex-mediated actin nucleation; regulation of actin filament polymerization. Bases 345 to 893 code for a protein of 182 amino acids.
UCUGACUCGGGAAGUCCGUUAGAGUCAUUCAACGUCUCAACUCCGCCUAUCUUAGAUAGCUCUUCUAAUUGGCUUCGUCUUCUCCUACUGCCUCAAUUUUUACCUUUGAUCGGUCUAGACCCGACCAGACUUGUGUCCAGCGUCGUGGGUGGGGCCAGGGAGGGCCAAGAUGUCUUGAUGGGUUUUCCCCACGCCCACGCACGGAUCAUUUAAACCUCCUUCCACUUCCAUAAUCUGGCCUUAUUACACCCCUACACCCCCACACUCUUUGCUUGCUUGCUUGCUUGGUUGCUUGCAAUUUCUAGUGAUUGACGUGGUUGGCCUUUGAGGUGCCCCGAAGCCAAAUGCCGGCUUAUCACUCUUCUUUCCACUCGUCGGGCGUCGAGUGCGUGGGCAAUGUGGCGCUAUUGCCCAUCAAAGGUGGCGUUCGAGGCCCGGUUCCGCUCCUGUCCAAGACGGCCCCCGAGCCGGAUGUGGUGGACGAGGCACUCAAUUAUUUCAAAGCCAACGUGUUCUUCCGCACGUAUGAGAUUCGCUCGGAGGCCGACCGCGUGCUCAUUUACUUGACCUUGUACAUUCAAGAUUGUUUGCGCAAGCUCCAGAAAUGCACUAGUCAGGCCCAAGGCCAGCAAGAGAUGUACUCGCUGGCCAUUACGCGGUUUGAUAUUCCGGGCGAGGCCGGGUUCCCACUCAACGGGGUUUACGCCAAGCCCCGCAGUCCCGAGGAAGCCGAUCUCAUGCGACAGUAUUUUCUCCAACUGAGGCACGAAAUGGGCUCCCGACUCUGUGAGCGGGUGUUUGACACACCCGAUGGACGUCCUUCCAAAUGGUGGACGUGCUUUGCCAAGAAGCGCUUUAUGGAUAAGUCUUUGACUGGGCCGGGCGAACGGUGAAUGUUCGUAUCCUCAUCUAUCUAAAUUGCAAACGCCCAUCGCGUUCUCAUUAUUUGCAUCAAGUUCAAUAUUAUACUCAAGGUUACAUAUUAGCCAAA